CAACCGCCAUGGCAGAGAGGUUCCCUCUCCAGCUGCCGAUGGCAUCGCAGGUGCCCGCUGUGACCUGCACCCUUCCGGCCAUGCCGCCACCGGUCAGUGCCUGCAUGCUGCCCUCUGUCCCGGGGCUGCCGCUGUCCUCUCAGCCUGCCCAGCUCCACCCCAUCACGGGCCAGCUGGUGCAGGCCAGCGUCUGGCAUGGGGUGCCAGGGCCCCUGGGACCCUCGGGACGGCUGGUGCAGCUCCCCCGCGGGCUGCAGCUCCCCGUCGGGGUGCAGCUCCCACCCGUGGUGCAGCUUCCCCGCGGGGUGCAGCUCCCCUCUUUGGUGCAGCUCCCCUCUGGGGUGCAGCUCCCCCGCGGGGCGCGGCUCCCCGCCGGGGUGCAGCCUCCCCGCUGGGUGCAGCUCCCACACGUGCCUGCUCCCAGUCCCCCUGCCUAUGGCUGGGGACAGCACGUGGUGAUGGGGACGCUGCUGCCCCACCAGCCAAGGGGGCUGGGGCCGGCGGCCGUGGUCCAGGGGGAGACCCUGGACCCCACGGGCUCCUGCCCGCUGCACCUCCCUGCCCGACCCGGCCCCCCGCCACCCCGCCGCCCCGCGCCUCAGCAUUGGGUGCAUGUGGGCCCCGCUGUGCUCCACACCCUGCCCGGUAGUGCCCAGAAGCCCUCGGUGGCCUCCAAUGAGGACGGGGCGGCCAUCGAGGACAGCGUCCCUGCUGCCAGCCCCCACCAGCCCGCCCUGGCUCCACCGACCGGCAGAACCACGCCAAAGCCCAAGGGUGAGUUUUGGGGGGUGGCAGAGCUCACAGGUGGGCGGCCAAGCUAA
Molecule: messenger RNA, 821 nt
Organism: Gymnogyps californianus (California condor)
Lineage: Eukaryota; Metazoa; Chordata; Aves; Accipitriformes; Cathartidae
Product: basic proline-rich protein-like
Exons: 2
Coding region: 9-821 (270 amino acids)
Source: RefSeq, a predicted model, not a curated record